AGAAGGCUUACAACAAUAAAAGGCUUUAACACGUGAUAAAGAAAACACCAAAAAGCUCUUUUGCAUGCGUGUAUAAAAGAUUCAUCACCACCAUCGCCUACACACCACCAUCAUCAUCUCCCUCUCUCUUUUUUUCUUCUUUGAAUCCUCUUCAAAAAUCCCAUCUUUUUGAAUCUCCUUUUUUGGGCCCUGCUCUUUUAUUUCUCUCUAUUUUUAAGCCCAUCUUUUCUAUCAUCUUCCUCUUGUUAUCUUUGCUUCAAAGUUCACUGCUUUUUUAUUUUUGUUUUCAAGUUGGUGACUGCAAAGGUAAACCAAGUAUGCCUAUAAGGCAAAUGAAAGAGAGCUCAGAGCAACACCUGGUGAUAAAAAGCCACUUGCAAAACACUAUGAACACAGUUCAAAGACCACCCAAAACAGCACAAAAUGGCAAAGGUCCACCACAAGCUCAUGAACCUCACAACAACACAAAACAACCCCAUAACCAAGCCACAUCACCUCCAUCAAAGAAUAGAGGAAGAAGAAGAGGAAGGGGUGGUAAAAAAUCUGAUCAACUAGAUGUUUGUAUGAGACCAAGUUCAAGGCCUUGCACUGUAGCACAUAAACCAGUGAACCAAGCUUCUUGUGGAAUGGAAAUGGCGUUCCCCACUUCAAGCAAGUCUUUGAAUUUUGCACCUAGACCUGGUUAUGGUCAAGUUGGGACAAAAUGUAUUGUGAAGGCUAACCAUUUCUUUGCUCAGUUACCAGACAAGGACUUGAACCAGUAUGAUGUUACAAUAACUCCCGAAGUAGCAUCCAGAACGGUUAACCGAGCUAUUAUUGCAGAACUUGUGAGACUGUACAAAGAAUCCGAUUUGGGUACGAGAUUGCCGGCUUAUGACGGCAGAAAGAGUUUGUACACGGCCGGUGAGCUUCCGUUUGCGUGGAAGGAGUUCGUCGUUAAGCUUGUAGACGAGGAAGAUGGCAUCAAUGGCCCCAAACAAAGAGAAUAUAAAGUGGUAAUAAAGUUUGUUGCACGAGCAAACAUGCAUCAUUUAGGCCAGUUUUUAGCCGGUAAGCGAGCUGAUGCUCCACAAGAAGCGCUCCAAAUACUAGACAUUGUAUUACGAGAGUUAUCGUCAAAGAGGUACUGUCCUAUUGGGAGAUCAUUCUUUUCACCUGAUAUUAGAGCACCACAAAGGCUUGGCGACGGUUUGGAGUCAUGGUGUGGUUUUUACCAAAGUAUUAGGCCUACUCAGAUGGGGUUGUCUCUGAACAUCGAUAUGGCUUCAGCUGCAUUCAUCGAGCCUCUCCCUGUAAUAGAGUUUGUUGCUCAGCUUCUAGGCAAGGAUGUACUGUCUAGGCCAUUGUCGGAUUCCGAUCGUGUGAAGAUUAAGAAGGCGCUCAGAGGAGUCAAAGUAGAGGUGACACAUAGAGGGAAUGUACGAAGAAAAUACCGUGUUUCAGGAUUGACUUCUCAGCCUACUAGAGAACUAGUGUUUCCGGUUGACGAUAACUCUACAAUGAAGUCUGUUGUUGAAUACUUCCAAGAAAUGUAUAGCUUCACAAUUCAGCAUACGCAUCUACCUUGCCUUCAAGUUGGAAACCAGAAGAAGGCAAAUUAUUUACCUAUGGAGGCAUGCAAAAUCGUGGAGGGACAGAGAUAUACGAAAAGAUUGAAUGAGAGGCAAAUUACUGCUCUCUUGAAAGUCACAUGCCAAAGACCGAGGGAUCGAGAAAAUGACAUUCUGCAGACGGUUCAACAUAAUGCUUAUGAUCAAGAUCCUUAUGCAAAGGAGUUUGGAAUCAAAAUUAGUGAAAAACUCGCUUCGGUCGAGGCUCGUAUCCUUCCUGCCCCUUGGCUGAAAUAUCAUGAAACUGGAAAAGAAAAGGAUUGUUUGCCUCAAGUGGGGCAAUGGAACAUGAUGAACAAGAAAAUGAUUAACGGAAUGACUGUGAGCCGAUGGGCAUGUAUUAACUUCUCACGAAGCGUGCAAGAGAGUGUUGCUCGAGGGUUUUGCAAUGAACUUGCUCAAAUGUGCCAAGUUUCUGGCAUGGAGUUCAAUCCCGAGCCUGUUAUACCGAUCUACAGUGCCAGGCCCGAGCAAGUGGAAAAAGCUUUGAAGCAUGUUUAUCAUGCAUCCAUGAAAACUAAGGGAAAAGAACUAGAGCUUCUAUUAGCUAUAUUGCCUGACAACAACGGCUCGCUUUAUGGUGAUCUCAAGCGAAUUUGUGAAACUGAUCUAGGAUUAAUAUCACAAUGCUGUCUGACAAAGCAUGUCUUUAAGAUCAGUAAACAAUACUUGGCUAAUGUGGCCCUUAAGAUCAAUGUUAAGAUGGGUGGCAGAAACACUGUUCUUUUGGAUGCUAUCAGCUGCCGAAUACCGUUAGUUAGCGAUAUACCGACCAUAAUAUUCGGAGCAGAUGUGACUCACCCGGAAAACGGAGAAGACUCGAGCCCCUCAAUAGCAGCAGUAGUAGCUUCACAAGAUUGGCCGGAAGUGACGAAAUACGCUGGAUUAGUUUGUGCUCAAGCUCAUAGACAAGAACUCAUACAGGACUUGUACAAAACUUGGCAUGAUCCUGUACGUGGCACUGUCAGUGGUGGCAUGAUCAGGGAUCUUCUGAUAUCUUUUAGGAAGGCCACGGGGCAAAAGCCGCUGAGGAUAAUAUUUUACAGGGAUGGUGUGAGCGAAGGACAGUUUUAUCAAGUUUUACUGUACGAGUUAGAUGCAAUCCGGAAGGCCUGUGCUUCUCUUGAACCGAACUAUCAACCACUGGUGACUUUCAUUGUAGUGCAAAAAAGACAUCACACUCGUUUGUUUGCUAAUAAUCACAGGGACCGAAGCAGCACGGACAAGAGUGGAAAUAUUUUGCCUGGCACUGUCGUUGAUUCGAAAAUCUGUCAUCCAUCGGAAUUUGACUUCUAUCUUUGCAGCCAUGCCGGUAUUCAGGGAACAAGUCGGCCUGCACACUACCAUGUUCUUUGGGACGAAAACAAUUUUACUGCAGAUGGAAUACAGUCUCUAACAAACAACCUUUGUUACACGUAUGCAAGGUGCACGCGCUCGGUCUCUGUUGUUCCUCCUGCCUAUUAUGCACAUUUAGCUGCAUUCCGAGCACGGUUCUACCUAGAACCAGAGAUGCAAGACAAUAAUAGCUCAACAGGCGCUGGUUCAGGUCAAGCAAAAGGUGGUGGUACAAAGGCAGCAGGAGAAUCCGGGGUGCGGCCGUUGCCGGCCUUGAAAGAGAAUGUGAAGAGAGUGAUGUUCUACUGCUAGAACCGUAGCAAAAGCGAGGAGGAGAUGCAGCAACCAUGAACGACCUUUCGGUUCACAAUGUUGCUUGUACAGUUGCUAAUGAUACUUGCAUGGUUGCAUGCAAGGUCUUCGAAUUAAGGUCGUCAGCGCAGCCUUUAAUGUAAAAAUGGUCGGUGGGACAGUGACCAAAAUGAUCUUUGAUGGAUAAAAAUGUUUAAAGUAGGUAUAUGUAAAGCAAUGCUUAUUUAGAAUCAAAUCUUAACGUAGGAAAUUUUGGCUGAGAAACUUGCUAUAAUCUCCUACCCUCCGUUUCAAUAUAUGACGAAGAUCAUUGAAUUAGAUAGAA
Messenger RNA from Gossypium raimondii (Peruvian cotton), 3582 nucleotides. Its product is annotated as protein argonaute 10. Gene Ontology annotation, cellular component: cytoplasm. The coding region runs from base 318 to 3257 and encodes 979 amino acids. The transcript is spliced from 22 exons. Gene Ontology annotation, biological process: regulatory ncRNA-mediated post-transcriptional gene silencing. NCBI's taxonomy places the organism in Eukaryota, Viridiplantae, Streptophyta, Magnoliopsida, Malvales, Malvaceae. Gene Ontology annotation, molecular function: protein binding; RNA binding. The record is from RefSeq and is a predicted model, not a curated record.